UAAAAAAAAAACACAAAUUAAACAAAAUAAAAAAGAAAUCUCUAUCUUCUUCUCCUCUCAUCCUCUCUCUCAGGACCUCCUCCAAUGGCGAGAGUUCUGGUCUCGUCUCCAUCUUCGUUCUUCGGCUCGCCUCUGACCAAACCGUCGUCGUCUUCCCGCCACGGUGGUAGCGUUCAGUUUCUACCGUACCGGAGUAAUAAUAAGCUCUUCAGUAACUCGACUACUGUACGGUUCAGCUUGAACGAGAUUCCUCCUCUCCAUGGCUUAGACUCAUCGGUUGACAUCGGGGCGAUUUUCACCAGAGCGGAGUCUCUCUUCUACACCAUAGCCGACGCCGCCGUCGUUGGCGCUGAUUCAGCUGCCGCACCAGCUGAUUCCGCCGUGCAGAAGAGUGGUGGUUGGUUCGGUUUCAUCUCCGAUGGCAUGGAAUUGGUGCUUAAGUUUUUGAAAGAUGGACUUACGGCAGUUCAUGUGCCUUACGCUUAUGGGUUUGCGAUUAUCUUGCUUACGAUUAUCGUCAAAGCAGCGACCUACCCUUUGACAAAGCAACAGGUUGAAUCAACGCUUGCUAUGCAAAAUCUUCAACCAAAAAUUAAAGCCAUUCAACAACGUUACGCAGGAAAUCAGGAGAGAAUACAACUAGAGACGUCACGCUUGUAUAAACAAGCUGGUGUAAAUCCAUUGGCAGGUUGCUUACCAACUUUAGCCACUAUACCAGUUUGGAUUGGUUUAUACCAAGCUCUCUCCAACGUGGCCAACGAGGGGCUUUUUACAGAAGGUUUCUUUUGGAUUCCUUCUCUUGGUGGACCAACAAGUAUAGCUGCUCGGCAGAGUGGAUCCGGCGUAUCUUGGCUUUUCCCAUUUGUGGACGGGCAUCCACCAUUGGGCUGGUCUGACACCGCUGCGUAUCUUGUUUUACCUGUUCUCCUUAUCGUCUCUCAGUAUGUGUCAAUGGAGAUUAUGAAGCCUCCUCAAACAGACGAUCCUGCACAGAAGAACACACUUCUUGUUUUCAAGUUUCUUCCACUCAUGAUCGGCUACUUUGCAUUGUCUGUCCCAUCAGGAUUAUCUAUCUACUGGUUCACAAAUAAUGUACUUAGUACCGCACAACAAGUAUGGCUCCGUAAACUAGGCGGUGCAGCGCCUGCAGUAAAUGAAAACGCAAGCGGAAUAAUAACAGCAGGACGUGCAAAGAGAUCUAUUGCUCAGCCUUACGAUGCUGGUGAAAGAUUUAGACAGUUAAGAGAGCAAGAGAACCGCAACAAGAAGAACAAGGCGGUCGCGAAAGAUUCAGCUGAACCGCUAGAAUCUGUGUCUGAAUCAGAGGAAGGGUCUGAUGAUGAGGAAGAAGAGGUUCGUGAAGGAGCGUUAGCUUCAAGCACAAGCAAACCAAUUCCUGAAGUUGGCCAACGAAGAAGCAAAAGAUCUAAGAGGAAACGCACUGUAUAGAACCAAACAAACAAAAAUUGCGAAGGAGGAGAAAGAGAAAGAGAGAGUGAAUCGUGUCAUCUUUAGUUUGAUCUUGAUAUAUUUUGCAUAUACCAAGUGCCGGAAUAUCUAAAACGUUUAUAAAAUUAGGGCAAAAAGAAGGUCAUUCUAAACUUAAAAACUGCAGUAGUUGAUGAAAGUAAAUUGAUGUAUUUUUAUGUGAUUCAUCUUAGCGUAAAUGUCUGUCCUAUCACUUUCAAAUCUGCACUUAAAUUUUGUUAACACUUCUUCGUUGUAAACUUGUAAUUUCUAUUU
Molecule: messenger RNA, 1743 nt
Organism: Eutrema salsugineum
Lineage: Eukaryota; Viridiplantae; Streptophyta; Magnoliopsida; Brassicales; Brassicaceae
Product: inner membrane protein ALBINO3, chloroplastic
Exons: 11
Coding region: 85-1449 (454 amino acids)
Biological process (GO): protein localization to chloroplast; thylakoid membrane organization; protein insertion into membrane
Cellular component (GO): chloroplast thylakoid membrane
Molecular function (GO): membrane insertase activity
Source: RefSeq, a predicted model, not a curated record